Messenger RNA from Penicillium manginii, 750 nucleotides. RefSeq lists its product as uncharacterized. The coding region runs from base 1 to 750 and encodes 249 amino acids. Lineage: Eukaryota; Fungi; Ascomycota; Eurotiomycetes; Eurotiales; Aspergillaceae. The record is from RefSeq and is a predicted model, not a curated record. The transcript has a single exon.
AUGGAUGGACGAAGCCGAGCUGCUGAUGCUACGUGGGAAGAAAAGUCCAAGAUUUUUGCUUCAAAACGAGAUGCCUUAAUUCACCAGUAUAAGGAGCUACGAAGAGAGGUAGCAGCGACUUCGAAGAAUCGCCCCGCGACAAGUUCCGAGAGGCCUGGCGACAAUCAAGAUCUCGUUGAGUCAAUGAACGACCUUUUCUUGAAAACGCUCCAUCUUCUAUACACAUUGAAUCAAGUAGGCAUAGACGACACGGCAACGGGGCUUUGCUUCCGCCCAAAAAUGCGGAUACUCAGAUUUAUUAUUGAAGGUGUUGUUGGGACUGACUCACUGAGACUGGCUGAUCAUCGCGGGGUUCUCGAUAUCGUCGCUACACAUUUUGGAAGACUUACCCUUGAUCCCAAUGGUUUGUGGGAUGAAACCGCAGACCAAAUGGAUAAUAAGGCAGACAAGGUAUUCAAGCAUUACCUGGGUCUCGCUGAGGAUGCCAUCUACCGCUUCCGUAGAAGUGAAAUCCUUGGGCGGGACUUGAGGUGGUUUCACGACUGUUGGCGUCUGGUUACCUGGUAUGAACCAAACUGUGACUGUCUACAGUGUACCUUCAGGGCUCAUUGCGCUUUCCGGGAGGUGUGCUGGGAGGAAAAUGACUACGAGAUGAUAACCCGGGCUAUCAUUUCAUCGGGAGUGGAGACCUUGGAUCCUCUUGAGAUUUGGAAGGUGGAGAUGAAUGAUCGUUUGGGCGAGACUUACUGA